Molecule: messenger RNA, 2919 nt
Organism: Pyrgilauda ruficollis (rufous-necked snowfinch)
Lineage: Eukaryota; Metazoa; Chordata; Aves; Passeriformes; Passeridae
Exons: 2
Coding region: 1176-2414 (412 amino acids)
Source: RefSeq, a predicted model, not a curated record
UCUAGGUAGCCUCUCCAGGGAUCAGUUUUUGGCAGACCUUGCCGGGACAGGAAGGCAUCUGGAAAACCCCCUGGACCAGAGGAACAUCCUGCUCCUGCUCCCCCUUUUUGCUGGCAUUCAGGAGGGAGCUGUAGCUGCAGUCCAGACAGUAUCAGAGCACAAGAAUACUCAGAUCCAACACAGAGGCAUGUGAGAACUGGAUCUCACGAGCUGGUCCCUUUACUUUUCUCUUUUUGAUGGCAAAACCAGCUUCCAGGAGGAUUUGAAUGAUAUUCUCUCCUCUCUCAAACACUUCUGUGGCUGUGUUCCUCCACACAAUGAUGUCAUCAAUAUACUGUAGAUGGUCUGGAGCCUCACCCUUUUCUAGUGCAGUCUGAUCAGUCCAUGGCAGAUGGUAGGACUGUGCUUCCACCCUUGGGGCAGUCAGUUCCAGGUAUAUUGCACUCCCCUCUACGUGAAGGCAAACUGAGGCCUGCGUUCUGCUGUCAGAGGAAUGGAGAAAAAUGCAUUGGCAAUAUCAAUAGUGGCAUACCACUUCGCUGCCUUGGACUCAAGCUUGUACUGGAGCUCUAACAUGCCCGGAACAGCAGCACUCAGUGGUGGAGUCACUUCAUUCAAUGCACGGUAGUCCCCAGCACACAAAAUGAACAAUACCAGAUGACAAAACUCAUUCGCCGCUCUGAAGAGAUGACAAAUUCAGAAAGUCUCUCCUGGGGAUGGUCGCUCUGCUAUCAGUUCCUCCAGCGCUGGGAAAAGCUGCUGCCCAGAGUAGGCCCUGGUAGGCUACAAAGAACGAGCUCUCGGUGUUUCCCCGGGUCCCAGUCUGGAGCAGGUUUGAACAGUUCCAAGAAAAGGGAAAGAAAACCAAUCAAGGGAAAACUUCAACUCCCUCAGCUAGCUAAACUAACUAAAAAGCAAAGGAGUGCUGUGUUCUGCCCUGUCCAUGCCCAGACAACGCAGUGGAGUUCUGUGUUCCAGCAGACUGUGGAGGAGUGAGUGCAGGCUGAUAACAAACUCCGUGCUUCUUCUUCUCCCCACCUUUGCUCUCAGAGCCAGUCUUGAAGGCACGGAAUAUAAUAUCCGGCACAAACAGAACACACAAUUGGGGAUACAAGCAUCAUAACGUCACCCUAGGACAGUUUGGUAGCUUAGAUGAAGAAUUAAUAAUCAAUUUGAUGUCUUGCCUGUGUCAACAACACUUGUUUAUAGAAUUUGAAUAUAUGAGGCUUUUUUUAGUUAUAUCACAAGAUGAAAAGCUACAAAAACCUAAGAAAGAGUGUAUACUGCAUUUAAGGAAGAAAGAAAAAAAGGAUGAAAAGAGACAGCCCAUAUUAAAUCCCAAGUGUGGGAGCAGGGAAGAGGUGGAGUCAGACUUAGUAGCCCCCCCUCUGAGAUCUGGGCCCCGCCCACACUGCUGCCCGCACUGCCGGCGGGCGCACUUCCACCUGCGGCUUGCGGCCCUGCCCGUGCUGCUGCCUGCAGUGCUGCUCGUGGCCCCACCCGUGCGGCCGCCCACAGCACCAUCUCUAUUUCCCCCUACUCCACCAGCCGCAGCUUUAGCCGCCAUGACCCCGGCCCCAGUUCCACGGUCGCUGCUGCCUCUAAAGUUAAGGGGGAAGGCGGCUGCGGUGGGCAGUAAAGAAAGUAAAGGAAGAGGGAGGCUGGCUUUGGCAGCCGAGAAUGGCGCAGGCACCUGUGUCGACUUCUGGCUGGAUGCCUCCCCCACCUGCGCUCUCUCCCCCUCCUCCCGCCGCAGUUUCCGUCGCUCUUCUGCAGCCCCCGGUGGUCACAGUUUUGGCGACAGCAGCUGCAGUUGUUUCCCCACUGCCGCAGGCACAGACGCCCACCCCGCCUGUACUCCCCCUCCCAUUCCCACUCGCUCCUGGGUGGGUGGGGGCGGGGGGAGAGGACAGCCAGCGUGUGCAGCCAAUGGCAUCCCCCCUAGGGGUGGAGCCGGGGGCAGAGCCUUUUACAGAGAGGGCGGAGAGGGGAACUCCCAUAGGGGGAGUGGCACCCCUCCCACUCUAAGGCCCGUGAGUUUCCAUAGCAAUAUCGUGUGCUGGGGAGCUGGCUCAGGAGAUGACAUCAUCAAAGCAAGCAGGCCUGCCGCCCACUCCCUACAUUGGAGCAAAUCUUGGACAGCAAUCCCUAGUACCGGCACUGGUCGAAGAAGAUCUAACACAGCAAAUUCAACAGAGGCAGACAGCUCUCACUCAGGCAGCUCUUCUGAAGAGGAAGAUGAGAUCACAGCUGCCCUGAACAGGCAAAGGAGGGGAAAGAUAGCUAGAAGAGCCAUAAGGGAAUGUAGUCCAAUAGCCAAACGUACUAGGUCAAAAAGGGAAAAAACCCAAAAGCAUUGGUUCUGCAAGCCCCGUUAUGGCAAGCAGUUGGCAAUCAGGGGCCAAUAUAUAUAAAGGUUCCGUACUCCGUUGUGGAGUUAGAACAGUAGAAGGCUACUGUAGGCAAAUAUAAAGGAAAUCCAGAUAAAGUAGCAAAUUUAGUAGAAAGGGCAAUUAACACACAAAACCUUGACUGGACUGAUUUGAAAUCUAUGAUGGACAUAUUGCUUGAUCCCACUGAGAGACAGAUGGUUAAUAAAACUAUUACAACUGCAGUAGAGGCAAAUAUAGCAAGUGAGUUGAUCCAGGGCACCGUUGCAGAGGUUUUUCCAUCAGAUGAUCCAAAAUGGGAUCCAAAUGUGCCAGAACAGAUGGCAAAACUAAAGCUAUAUCAAAAUCUCAUGGUAUAUGGGUUAAAACAUGGUGUCCCUAAAGCUCUAAAUUGGUCAAAGCUUUAUGAAAUAGAGCAAAAUUAUGAUGAAUCUUGUUAUAGGAGCCUCCUUGAGCCAGGUCUCAUAAGCUCUUGGAGGUCUAUAUCGCACCCAAGAUAGCUCAGCUACCUUUGGAGACAUAAAAUCAG